Molecule: messenger RNA, 2432 nt
Organism: Yamadazyma tenuis ATCC 10573
Lineage: Eukaryota; Fungi; Ascomycota; Pichiomycetes; Serinales; Debaryomycetaceae
Gene: LAP4
Product: Lap4p
Biological process (GO): proteolysis
Cellular component (GO): fungal-type vacuole
Molecular function (GO): zinc ion binding; metalloaminopeptidase activity
Source: RefSeq, a predicted model, not a curated record
AUGUGGAUCACACUUUUUUUGGUGCUUUAUCUUCCCAAUGCCCUCUGGUCCUGUGGCUUUUUGCAACUUCGCGCUGGCUUAUCUCGCAAAACCACUUAUCCCUUCAACUCAUACCUCAUGCCAGAAACAUACGCCUUCAUCGACGCAGAAGAUAUCCUCUCAUGGGACGAACUUUCCACAGAUGAUGAGCACCCGGUGAUUGCACCCGUGCAAUCCUCGUCUCAAAACUCGCCUUCUACGUCCACUUGUCAUAAGUACCUCGAAUUUACAGAUAUGAAUCCUACUACUUUCCAUGUGGUCCGCCACUUUGCCAAACUCCUUGAUGACAACGGAUUUGUGUUCAUUGAUGAGCAAGAACCCAUAACUCCCGAGUUGGAAGCCCAGAUCAAUGCGGGGGGCAAGUUCUACACCCUUCGUUCCGACUUGACAAUUCUUCCGUUUGUCAUUGGAGGCAAGUGGACCGCCACCCAAGGUGUGGGGCUUGCCGGGUGCCACAUCGAUGCCUUGACCGCCAAGCUCAAGCCGCUGAGCUUGAAGCCAAAGGUCGAUGGAUAUGAGCUUUUGGGUGUAACAGGAUAUAGUGGAGGGUUGGACCAUCUUCGUCUCGACCGAGACUUGGGACUCGGUGGGGCCGUUCUCAUACGCCGCAAGGACGGUACUUACGCCCGAAAAUUGGUAACAUCUCCAUGGCCAAUUGCCCGGGUCCCGUCUCUCGCAGAGCAUUUUGGUGUGGAUGCAAAGUACAACCCCGAGACAGAAAUGGUACCGGUUAUAGGGUUUGACACCGAGCCUGAAGUCCCAAUUGACCAUCCCUUAGCUGACCGGCACCUGGCGAAGCUCUUGCGGUACGUGAGCUCUAUCUCUGACGUUCCGGUGGACGAUAUUGUUGAGCUUGAACUUGAACUUUACGAUACGCAAAAGGCCGUUAUUGGGGGGCUUAAGGGAGAAUUUGUGUUUGCCCCACGGUUGGAUGACCGUUUGUGUUCCUGGGCUGCCAUAUAUGGGCUUAUUGAAUACGCCAAUUUGUAUGAUUCCGAUUCGUUAGCUGCUCACGACGGUUUGAGUAUGGUUCUAUUGGUCGACAGUGAGGAAAUUGGCAGUGGCACCCGUACGGGAGUGAAGGGCAAGUUUCUCAAUGCCACCAUCGACAAAAUCCUUGUGAUCAAGAAACAGCCUCCAGUGCAGUCGGUGGUUUUUGCCAACUCGAUACUUCUUUCGGCAGAUGUAACGCAUUUGAUGAACCCCAAUUUCAAGUCGGCAUACUUGGACAAGCACUAUCCGUUGCCCAACACCGGGAUGACGAUCAAAAUCGAUGCCAACGGUCAUGUGGCCAGUGAGUAUGUAGGGUAUAACUUAUUGAAGACACUCACCAGUCAGAACCAAUUGAAGCUUCAACAGUUUCAUAUCAGAAACGACGCCAGUCUGGGAGGCACCAUUGGACCAUAUUUGGCGACUGCUACGGGUGCAAGGGUUAUCGACAUUGGUCUUCCCAUAUUGUCGAUGCACAGUGUCCGUGCCAUGUGUGGACUGGAGGAUGUACAGAAUGGAGUGGACUUUUUCAAAGCAUUUUUCGAGGGAUGGAGGCAAGAGUACAACAAGUACAGGGGGUUAUAGAGCAUGUGUCAACUGGCAUAUUCUACGAGCGUACAAAUCAAAUAUUAAAGGCCCAAGACACCACUCAGUAAAACGACAAUUCUAUGAAACCAACUAUUAUUGGUAAUAUUCAGACUCCUAUCAACUCACAAGCACCUUGUCUACGUAAUGGUAUUGAUACCGUUACACCCGAUAUUUCAAACGUCUGUCACCUCACGUUACAAUCCAUACGCAACAAUGUCGAUUUGCUACAUAGCUACUACUAUUCAUUCAUCAUUAAUUACUCAUAAACCCAUCACACACUGCCAACAACAGCCGUAGCAAACAUCAACGACCCCAAUAUCACGUACAACUUGACCGUAACCAUAUCAAGAGUGGCAGCCGCACUGUUAUCUUCUAAUGAGCCUGAGUUUCCCAGUGAACUGGAAGCAGCACUGCUACUGGUGGUAUCGGCCGCCGAACUUAAUAUCGAGUCACUGGCACUCUCCAACGUUAACGUUUGUGGCAGCGACGAGUAUUCACCGAUUUGGUCCAUUGAGUAAUUGCUCUCGUCCAAUAACAACCCGUUAUCACUGCUGACAGCCUGGUUCUUCAACUGGUCGGCAGAGGAAAUGAGUGCAAUGUUGGUGACACGCAGCAAGUCUUCCAAGCUGGACAUGGUGGGUGUCAGUAAAGAUGUGGAGUCGAUUAGUAAACUCAUUGGAAAAUACGUGUGUUGAUAAUUUUAUGUAAUGCAAAUAUAGGAAGUAGAUCAGGAAUUAUAAGAUCCCUAGGCGAGGUGAUUUCUAAAUGAUGGACACAGUGGGACUGUUAAUUAGGGAGUAGAAAAAAGUAUGUAC